CUUUUAAAUCCUGGACUCCUUUCGCCUCCCCUUGUUCUUGCUAGCCUCCUGGACACUUUGCGGUCUUUGUGCUCCGGGUCAGACUGGAGUGUCAUCUUUGCGCACUGACACUUGUUGGACUAUUUUAACAACACACUGAGAAUACACCGCUGGUGUUGUGAUAGACCGAAUGGAUAACCACUGGGUCUGAGAGCAACAGCAGACUUGGGGAGUUUGCGCUUUUAUCUGUGUAUCAAUGACCGACUCCUUAAAACCACCGUUAGGGAGAAGAAUGAAGGCUCGUGCCCCACCACCACCGCAGGCCCCCCAGCCUGCCCCACGCCAUAUCUUCAGAAACACUGUUCCAGAUGGAGGAGGGACCUCUGGCAUGGAGGCCAAGGAGAACAUGCUGAUGCAGAGGGUAGAUCUACACCUAACGCUACCGCAGGGCUUCCAGACAAAAGUAACUGAGGACGGCAGUAAGGCGCUGAUGGACCUACUGGUUGAGCUGUGCAGCCGCUACCACUUGAAUCCAGCAUUACACACCCUGGAGUUGCUCACACCUGAGGGCCACCCUUUGGGGUUCAAGCCCAACGUGCUGCUGGGCUCCCUCAACGUGGCCUGCAUCCUCAUCAAGGAGAAAGUGUUGGAGGAGAAACUGGUGCGCAGACCUGCACCCAAAGUGCCAGAGAAAUCAGUGCGUUUGAUGGUGAACUAUCACAGCAGCCAGAAGGCAGUGGUUCGGGUCAACCCAUUGCUCCCACUUCAGGCUCUGGUACCGGUCAUCUGUGACAAGUGUGAAUUGGACCCUGUUCAUGUCCUGCUCCUGAAGGACAGCAUCAGUCGCCACGAGUUACCGCUGGAUAAAUCUCUGACUCAGCUGGGAAUCAAGGAGCUCUAUGUGCAUGAUCAGAGUCUAGUUCUCCAGCCUAAAAUGGCUUCUGCUCCUGUUCUUAACUAUUCAGACUCCAUCCGCUCUAGUACUACUAGUUUGGGCAGAGCUGAGAAGAAAGGCCUCCUGGGUAUCUUCCAGUUCAGUAGGAGAAAAUCCAAGACUGAAACAACAUCUAUGGACAUGACUGACUCUGAUGGUAAAGUGUUCCAAAAUACAGACAAACACUCUAAUGCCCUGUCAACGGCGUCCGGGGUCCCAAGUGUAGAAGAGCGACCCAACACUCUGGGCCAGUCACAGUCAGCCAUGAACAUCUCCAGAAUGUCUCCCAAAGCAGAAACUAAGAAGAGGAGGGCCCCGGCACCACCAGCAGCCCUGACAUCCACCAUGGGAAAUGCCGGCUUUGAGAGCUAUCAGAUGGGCCUCGGUUCAGAAAGCCAACAGAGAAAAAGGAAAGCUCCAGCUCCUCCUCCUACUCCAGCCUCCACCACCCCUGGCCCAGACGACACUUCAACCUCUGCUGCUCCCACCCCGGAUAGCCACUUUAUCGAAACACCGACCCCAGUCUCCCGUACCAAGGUGGCACAGCCGGCCACAGUCUCCGGUACUACUGUAGUAACGCAAACUGUCAAACCAGCUCCCCUGAAAACAACAGUGCAACCUACAGUCGUGUACUCUGACAGCCCCACCCCCAGCUCGCCGACCCCUAGUAGUUCCACCUCUGACAGCCUCGCCGUCCAAGAUUCCAGCUCUGAACUCAGCCACAGCCUCGACGACUCCGAAGGUGACCCCGACGGCGCUGGUUCACACUGUAGCACCCUUACCAGCAGCACAGCGAGCGGGUCUGUGCAGGCCCAGCCCAUUACAAAGAGCUCAGCUUCAAGCAGCAAGAGGGAGAAAUCAGAAAGAACCAGCAACAUGGCUGCCAACGAGGUUAUUUCAACCAGCAGCGACAGGUCUGACACUGAGUCAGCCCUCAACCUGAAAAUUGAUGAGGUUGAAAACAACAGACACAGUGCAAUGGGAACCAGCGAGCGACCAGUUCCACCCAAACCUCGUCGUUCCCCAGCUCAGGAGCUACCGCAGCAUGUCAUACCCCCUUCCUCACCCACUCCUACCCCAUCCCCCCCUCCCUCUGAGUAUGCAGAAAGUGACUCCCUACAGAAGCCCAGGGGGGUAGCGGAGGCAGCUCCCAAGUCUUGGCUUCAUUCUUCACAAAGUUGUGCAGCCAGAAGCCAAAAUAUGGAGACAGAAACAGCUGAGGAGGAGACUGUGUCUUUAGACAGCAGCGGAGGCAGCAGCUUACCUGAUCAGGGUUAUGCAGCCUCUGAGGGCAUGGCUGAGGGGGAGGACUCAGGCCUGGUCAGCUCCCCCUCUGACACCCAAACCACAUCCCCAGAUGGGAGUCUAUCUCUGGACGGAAGUAGCGGAGGAGGUGGAGAGAGACUCUCAGGACCAGCACCUGACAAUUCCAGCGACAGUGAUGAGGGAUGUGCCACCUGGGACUCAAGACACAGGCACAAUGGCGUCACCACCAAGACAAAAUCAGACAAGAUAAAGACAAGCUAUGAAGACAAGGAACUCUCAGCCGAGCUCCACAAGACUCUGGCAGAUUUGGAGGCAGAUCUUGCAGUCCACAUAGAUAUUGUCUCAGCUAAGCACACUCCUUAUUCCUUGUCCACAGACAGUAAUGAGGUGCCGGUGUCUGUAGUGGACUUGGAUGUGCCAGUCACAGCCAUAGAUGAAGUACUAGAGGAAGAUACACUGUGGACGAAGCAGAAUGAGACUGAGUCAUACAGCAGCCAAGGUCCAGGACUUUAUCGCCAGAUCAGUGCAGAGCUGCAGAACAAAAACAACAAUGCCUGUACAGCUGCUGCCAGUAAUAAAAGCAACACAGAUAAUAAGAAGCAGAGGAAGUCAGUGGAGGAAACAUCUAUAAGUGAUAAAACAAAAGACAAGAAUAUUACCGAUACCACUGUAAAAGAUGUGAAAAAGGCCACAGCGUCAGAAGCAAAGUCUGAUGACGUUACGCAGAUGAAUAUCAAGAACACUCAGACCAAACCUGACUCUGAGAAAAGACGCACUCAACACGCACAAGAGAAGAAAUCUGCUGUUCCGCCAUCCAGUCAAAGAGACGGAAUGACGCAGAGAGUUCACCCAAAUAUCACCGGCUCCACUACUUUACACGGCAAAAUAACUGAAAAUGUCACGUCACGCUUCGGCAUGAAAACCUUCACUGUGGUCCCUCCCAAGCCUUCCGUCAUGCAUGUUGCUAUGGGAGAGCCAGCUGUCACAGUAACCCCUGGUGCCAUUAAAAUUGACGAGCAAGGAAACAUGGUUAAAAUGGGUAUAUCCCGUAAUAAACUCGGUGGUGCAUCAGAGUCAGGGAGUCAUUGCAGCGAGGGCUCUCCUCUCCUCGGAAAGGCCAAAGCUUUUUGGAGCUCAAAUGUAAGACCAGAAAGUGUUGCACCCCAGAGUAAAGGUCUGAGUAAUAAGGGUAAAGAGAGCACAGAUGGCCUGAAUACUUGCACUACAACUGUAGAAACUACACAGAAAACCACUAACACGGAGAGCAUGAAGACAUCCCAGGGUACACUUAAUAAACCUGCAGAGGCAAAGGAGCCUCAAGAGCUGGUUAAAGACAGUUUUAAGGAACCAGUGAAAAAUGCUGAAGUCGAAAACAAGCAUCGGACAGAGGCAGAGAGCAAGAUUUCAGUGUCUGUAAACAUUCAGCAGCCAAGUCAUAAACCUACCGUCCCCCCUCCUCUUACAGACCUGAAAAGAGACCUGUCCUUCCUCAAGCCGUCCAGGCGAACUUCAAGCCAAUAUGUUGCGUCUGCCAUCACGAAACACACCCCAAAGACCUCAGCUAAACCCAUCUCCAGUCCUAACAACCCUGAGUCUUCCUCCCUCGUAAAAACACAGAAUAUUGGCUUGCCGAGAUCCGGUCGCUCCAUACAAAUCAAUCCAAACCAAUCUUUCCGGUCAACUUUGACAAAUAAUGAGAAUAAUUCAGCUUUUAAAUCCAAUCAUUCUGGUCCUAAGAGAUCUAUGACCUACCCUCAAUCCAUAUCAGGUUACCAGAAAGAUUGUGGAGAAGCAACACAAGAGAAGGGAGAUUUGAGAAAUUGUGCUGGAUCCACCAAAGGAAGCUCUAAAAUGCUUGAAACAGAAACAGCCAAUAAUCACGAACAGUCUAACGGAACCCCCAAAAUAAAUGUGACCGCCAAGAUGGACAGAAACAAUACUAAACAGAUUCAGCCCAGAAGCCUGAGCCCUGCACCAAACAGUCCUGUACGCUCAUCUGCCAAACCACUGACAGCCGUCAAGACCAUUCACCAAGAUCAGCCAAUUAGCUCCUCAGACACGACCCAGGCAGCAGCAACCCAUCAAAUAUCUGAUGGAAAACCAGAACCUUCUGUCACCGUGUCAGACUGUGGUGUGACCCCUGGGCCUCCACCCGUAACCUUGUUUGGGCCGGUGAAGAAGUUCAGACCAGUGAUCUGUAGAUCAGUGGAGAGAGAGACAUCUCUGCAUAGCAGCCUGAUGGAGGCCAUCCAGACAGGCGGAGGCAGGGAACGGCUCAAGAAGAUAUCCACUUCUGGUUCCAGCAACACGAAGAAACCAUCCUACAUAGAGGAGGAGAAUGAGAGGUCGGCUCUUAUGGCUGCCAUUAGAGCCCAGGGCAAUUCUGGAAGGCUACGAAAGACAAAAUCAGAAGCUGCUGAUGAGCUGGAGAGCUUCAGGAAGACUGUCCUUGAGGAGAGUAGGAGUCCACGCACUGCCACUGCCUCCUCCUUGACCUCCACUUCUCCUCCUGCCUGUACCCCACCUCCACCACCACCAGCACCCAUGGUUGCACCCCCACCUCCUCCUCCUCCUGCCUUGCCUCAGGGUAAGCCUAAUUCCGUGUCACAUCCAAGUGCAAACCCGCCCAUGAACCCUGCCAUGGCGAGGGAGGCGAUGCUGGAGGCCAUCCGCUCUGGAUCUGCUGCUGAGAGGCUAAAAAAGGUCGCUGUGCCCGCAAAGACAGUCCAAGUGAACGGCAGACUGGGAACAAUCCAAGCAGCCUCCUCUACCCUUUCUCAGUAAUAAGAAGGAACCUCACUGGGAAUAUUUGAUCAAAUCAGAGUUUGGGGGAUUUUUUUUUUCCCCCAGCACGUUUUUGCUGUAGACAUUUGGAGAAAUGUGGAGAGUCUCAUUUUGAGUGAAUGGUAUUUGGAAAUUUGGGAGAAUGCAUUGUGAUAUGUUAUUCAAACAACAAAAUAAUGAGAACAAAGAUCUAAUGAAUAUGAAUAUAUCCAUUUGAGGCCUUAUGCUUUAAGCCAUGCAAGGCUGAAAGCAGGGAAGCUUAUUUUUACUUGUAUUCCCUGCUGAAAGUGUUUUUUUAUAUAAAAGCUGAAUUAUUUAAACAUUUCUUCUCUUAAGAGGGAAUGUUGUUUUCUUCGAUAGUAGCCAAACAUCCAGAAAGUCAUCUUCGUAACAUAUUACUGUUUUUCUUGCCAUCUGUACUUGAAUUCAGUAAUAUUAACUGGAACAUUGUAAAAAAAAAAAAAGUGCCAAUGAAAGGAUAAUGUUAUAAAUGUAAAUGGUUAACUGGACUUCAGGUUUUUUCAGUUGGAUCUUUUUUAUUUGCUUUUAGCACAGUUAAGUUAUGGAUGCCUUAUACUGUUGCACAGUCAGUGUUAUGUAUAUGAUUGCUGUAAAAAAAACAAAUCUAUAUGGGGUGCAAUAACUUGGAUUGAUGAUGUUUCCAGAUUUAAACAACUUUAUAUUUGUUUCAGAAUGAGUAAGAUAUAUGUAAGCAGUUUAUUGAUCCGUAAUGCCAACCUCUGCAGUUCUUGGCUUUGAGGAGGAAGGAAAAGGUGAUCGACUGUGCCUGUUCACCCAUUAUGAUCCUGUUAUGGCUUUUAACCUGCAUUUGUGCUGCCUUUGUUAAAAAAAAAAAAGAAAAAAAGAAAUAUAGAAAAACAGUAAUAUAAGGCCAGGACUCUGCAAAAGUAUAUGUACUAAAACAUGCUUUCAUUGUUUCUCAGAUGCCUUUGAAGUAUCAUAUAUUACAGAGAAAAUAUUAUAAUGAAUCUGUCUUUUCUUUGACAUUGAAAUAUUUUUUGAGACAUUGUUGGUGAUGGAUAGAAGUGGCAGUUGCUACCACAAGCAAAGAGAUUAUUUCUUGAUCAACAAGUCAUUUCUAAUACAUACUGGCUUUGUAAUACAAACCUGUGGUUUUAGGGAUGUUGUAGGAAAGCACUACUUCAGUGUUUCUAUGAAGAUGCUUUCGACUAGUUUUGUAUUUCGCUCUGCUGUUCUGUUUGUACAGAUUCCUGCAAGGAGUAGCACUGAUUGUUAGAGUUAGAACACCGCGCUGCCAUUAAAAGGUAUUUAUGUGCAAAAUCAUUUAGAAUAAAACUGAUAACAACAGACAACAUCUGUAUUCAGAUGUAAAUGCUUGCUACUGUGUAAUGUGAUAUAAAUCUGAGUAAAGAGAGAUCAGUUCCUAGUCUUAAAUAGAUAAUAGAUAUAUUUUAAUAUAUACUUAGUUCCUGCUUUCAGAGCACAUUUUUACUUUUAUUUGUCUUACCUUGAGACUAAAAACUCAAAGAGAUUUUUGUUUCUCUACCUAGAAUGGGUCAUUUAAUUUCAGCAAGAUGGUUUCAUUUACACACAAUAAAUAGUCUGCAGCACAUUGUAGCAUUGUAUAUACUGUAAACUACAGAAGGAUUAUCCCUGAGUCGAUUUGAAUCAGACUUUGAUAGAGCUGCUCCACUGUUAGUGAUGACGUUUUAUAAGCUUUUCCAGUUUUAAGUGCACAUUGUUUUAUUGGAAGUUAUUUUUGUCUACCUAAUUUUUGAUUCAAUAAAUAAUUUUAUAAUCAAGC
This is a messenger RNA of Sphaeramia orbicularis (orbiculate cardinalfish), 6749 nucleotides long. It is a transcript of the gene cobl, whose product is annotated as cordon-bleu WH2 repeat protein. NCBI's taxonomy places the organism in Eukaryota, Metazoa, Chordata, Actinopteri, Kurtiformes, Apogonidae. The transcript is spliced from 19 exons. The record is from RefSeq and is a predicted model, not a curated record. Gene Ontology annotation, molecular function: actin monomer binding. Gene Ontology annotation, cellular component: neuronal cell body; actin filament; ruffle. Gene Ontology annotation, biological process: actin filament polymerization; actin filament network formation. The coding region runs from base 236 to 4963 and encodes 1575 amino acids.